CACACUCCCGCUACCCACCCUCUGCCCCACUGCACCCCGUACACACUCCCGCUGCCCACCCUCUGCCCCACUGCACCCCGUACACACUCCCACUACCCACCCUCUGCCCCGAUAUCACCCCCCACACUCAGACACACUACCCACCCUCUGCCCCGUUACACACCGUACACACUCCCACUACCCCCCUCUGCCCCACUACACCCCAUACACACACUCACAACCCCUCUAUGCCCCGCUCCAAUGCUGCACACUCUCCCUCUGUCCUGCUGCCCCUUUACACAGGUUCCCACUACCCUCCUCUGCCCUGAUACCCCCACACAUACCAUCCGCCCUGGUACCCUGUUACAUUCACCCAUUGCCCCAGCACCCCAAGCUGCACUGGGGAAGUGCAGCACCCCUCAGCAAUCCCGAGUUGUGCCCAGGGCCCCUGGCUACUUCUCUGCCCACAACCACUUCCUGACCCACUCCUUGCAGCUCAGACCCAGGUCAGUGGGGCAGACCUGCUCCCCCAUCCAGGCCUCUUCCCACCAGCCCUGUGCCCCCCUCCAACCUCCCUAGUUGCCUCAGUCCAUAUGCCCUUCAUAGUCUCUGUGUCCCACAGCCUCCCCAAUGCUCUCCCACCACCCAAUAGCUCCCCCCACCUCUGUGCCCCCUCCAGCUGCCCUACAUGCCCUCCAGCCUCUGUGUCCACAGCCCCCUCAUAUCCCCACAGUCCCUGUGUCUCCCACAAUCUCCCCAAUAGCCUCCAUACCCCACAGCCCUUGUACUCUCCCAGCACCCACAAUAGCCUCCUUCACAGCCCCACAAACUUCCCAAUCCCUAUACCCCUAACUCGAAUCCCUCUUUAAAGACUACACCCGGUCCUCAACCCCAAAUACCCAGAUAUCGCUGAGUUGCUGUUUGAUUCCCAAGGGGACAAGGAAGACUCGAGCAAUAUGGUUCUGCAGCAGGGUGACCUCUUAAGCCUGUUGCUUCUGCUCUCUGCUGCCCGCCCUGCUCCCUGCAUCACUGAGCUGGGAGUGGGUUGAUAUGCAGCCUGGUUCCUGCUCUAGGGUCCAGCGUGGUCCAGUUUGCUGAGAUGUCUGCAGACGCAGCCAAGUCCCACCCACUGGUACAGGCACUGGUUCACCUCACUGCAGGGGCAGCAGGCGGGGUGGCAUGUGUGGUGAGCGGGCAGCCCUUUGACACAAUCAAGGUGAAGAUGCAGACCUUCCCCACCAUGUACCGGGGUUUCUUUGACUGCUCAGUCCGGACGUACCAGCAGGAAGGGCUGCCCGGGCUGUACCAGGGCACCACCCCCGCCCUGCUUGCUAGCGUGGCAGAGAAUGCAGUGCUCUUCGCUUGCUAUGGCUUCUGCCAGCAGCUGGUGAGGCAGCUGUUUGGACUGAGCAGUGUGCUGGAGCUGAGUGACCUGCAGAGUGCGCUUGCCGGCUCGUUCUCCUCUGUCUUUUCCUCUAUGGUGCUGUGCCCUGCGGAGCUAGUGAAAUGCCGCAUGCAGGCCUUACAUGAGAUGAAGGUCACCAGGCGAACAGCACUAGCCCAUCACAGCUCUACCUGGGCUACUGUGAAAAAUAUCUUUCAAUCUGAGGGCCUGCUGGGAUUUUUCCAGGGCCUGACCAGUACUUGGCUACGGGAGGUGCCUGGCUACUUCUUCUUCUUUGGUGGCUAUGAAGUCAGUAGAAGCUUUUUCACCCAGGCUGGCCAAUGCAAGGAGGAUCUGGGUUCUCUUCCCCUAACAGUGAGCGGUGGGAUGGGGGGAGCCUGUUUCUGGCUGGCUGUCUAUCCCAUUGACUCAGUGAAGUCUCGGAUCCAGGUGCUUUCCAUGGCAGGGCGGCAAGAUGGCUUCCUGCUCUCCUUUCUUCACAUCUUGAGGACAGAAGGUUUCAUGGCUCUUUACUGUGGACUGGUGCCCACAGUGAUACGUGCUCUCCCCUCCAAUGGUGCCCUCUUCCUAGCCUAUGAAAUGACGAGGAAAAAGCUAACCGGCCUGCUUGAUAGGACACCCUGAGGUCAGAGGUCAAGGCCUGAUUUGGAAGGUGGCAUUAUAAAGCAACAUGAACUAAGUUUGGGACUUUUCUCUGCCUGCUGUGGCCAAAUCUUUCUGGAUGGUUCGCAGUGCCUUUGGACUUUUGACACCUCCCAGCCUGGGAAGGACAGAUGUCAGCAGGCACUCAGCAGGCUGGCAUUUAAGGAGUAAUAUUAUGUUCACAGGCAUUUCAAAGGGAUGGGGACAGGGUUCAACCCCUGGACAAUGCAAAACUGAAUCAUAUAGAUUUACUUCUCUAGUGGGUUCCCUGUGUGCCUCCUUUCUAACAGUCUACUCUUUAAUCUGCAUUUCUGAUCAAACCCAGGUGACCUGUGUUUGCUGAAAUGGAGCAGAGAAGUAAGCAUGCUCCAGUAGGCAAUGGUGUCUAAUAUGAUAUGUUUGUCUUUAUGUACAUAGAUAUAAUGAAAAUAAAAUGUUCCUAGAUUUUUGUAGCAAUAAAUUAAAAUCUCUAAUCUGGAGAGGGUUUUUCUGUUUUGAUGGGGGAGAGUGGUGGGAUUCUGGGACUAGAGAAUCAGGAGGAGGAAGAAUCUGAGCAAACUCAGUCUGGGACUUGUAGAACAUUGUAUAACAUUUGCUCUUUUCUCCUGUGACCUCAGUGAUGACAGUGGAAUGUUCAAAGAAGCUCCAGAGAGUAUACUCCCAUGCUGGAUUUCAUGAGAACCUGUAUGAAAUGCUUUACUGAAGUCCAGAUAUGUUCCCUUAGUACACUGAUGUAUGCAUGUCCAUCAGUAGACAGCACCUGCCUCC
Messenger RNA from Mauremys mutica (yellowpond turtle), 2794 nucleotides. RefSeq names its product mitochondrial ornithine transporter 1-like. NCBI's taxonomy places the organism in Eukaryota, Metazoa, Chordata, Testudines, Geoemydidae. Bases 1079 to 2008 code for a protein of 309 amino acids. The transcript has 6 exons. Gene Ontology annotation, molecular function: L-ornithine transmembrane transporter activity. The record is from RefSeq and is a predicted model, not a curated record. Gene Ontology annotation, biological process: mitochondrial L-ornithine transmembrane transport.